Messenger RNA from Myzus persicae (green peach aphid), 2731 nucleotides. RefSeq names its product inhibitory POU protein (gene acj6). The transcript has 4 exons. Gene Ontology annotation, biological process: regulation of transcription by RNA polymerase II. The coding region runs from base 1 to 1275 and encodes 424 amino acids. Gene Ontology annotation, molecular function: RNA polymerase II cis-regulatory region sequence-specific DNA binding; DNA-binding transcription factor activity, RNA polymerase II-specific. The record is from RefSeq and is a predicted model, not a curated record. Lineage: Eukaryota; Metazoa; Arthropoda; Insecta; Hemiptera; Aphididae.
AUGAUGACCAUGAUGUAUGGAUCGGAAAAAAUGAUGGCCGGCAAACCGCCGUUGCCCAUCACAGCCACCGGACCGUGUUUUCCCGGCCGGUACUCGCCGACGUACCGGAAUUCUGCGGACCCGAUGCGCAGAUGUAUGGCCAACCCGUCGAGCCGGAUCCUAGAGGAUGCGUCCUCGUUCAUGUGCAACACCUGGUCUCCACGACACAAUGGUGACUUAUUUGGUGGUCUUAAUGACGGUCUACUCAGUAGAGCUGAAGUGCUUGCUGCUGUGGACAUGGGAAAGCACCACCAUCAUCACAAUCAUCAAUCGCCGGGAUCUGGUAAUGGCAACGGUGGAGGCCAAGGCAAUGGAUCAUUGGGGCCUGGAUCCACUGGAUCGCCUGGACCGCUCUCUCAGCUCAAGCACGACGUUAUGUCGUCAUACCACCACCAUCACGGGAUGUCUGGUGGACACUCAGGUAGCCAAUCAAACCAUCGAGGUCACCAGAUGCACCCCGGUAUGGAAGGCCUCGACCUCCUAGAGCCCAUAUCGUCGUCGACCAUGACCACGCUGACGCCGAUGUCGGACGGGUCCGGCCACGGUCCUCUCCACCCCGGCGUCUACGGUGCAGGCAUGAUGAGCGGCCACCAUCACCACCACUCGCACUCGGGCGCCGGCCCGAACGGCCACCCGCAUCACCACCAUCACCACCAUCAUCAUCACGCGGCAGCGGCGGCGGCUGCGGCGGCCGCGGCUGCCGGUAUGAUCGGUGCCGGCGGCGGUGCUGGGCUCCAGCACCCCGACACCGACACGGAUCCCCGCGAGCUGGAGGCGUUCGCCGAACGGUUCAAGCAGCGGCGGAUCAAGCUGGGCGUGACGCAAGCGGACGUCGGCAAGGCACUGGCCAACCUCAAGCUGCCGGGCGUCGGCGCGCUGUCCCAGAGCACCAUAUGCCGGUUCGAGUCGCUGACGCUGUCGCACAACAACAUGAUCGCCCUCAAGCCCAUCCUGCAGGCGUGGCUGGAGGAGGCGGAGGCGCAGGCCAAGAAUAAGCGCCGCGACCCGGACGCGCCAAGCGUGCUGCCGGCCGGCGAGAAGAAGCGGAAGCGCACGUCGAUCGCGGCGCCCGAGAAACGGUCGUUGGAAGCGUACUUCGCAGUGCAGCCGCGGCCUUCGGGCGAGAAGAUCGCGGCCAUAGCGGAAAAGCUCGACCUGAAAAAGAACGUGGUCAGAGUGUGGUUCUGCAAUCAGAGGCAAAAGCAAAAGCGCAUGAAGUUUGCGGCCCAACACUGAUGACGGGAUCACGCUCCGCCAUCCGUCACCACUUGUAUCCCUUCCUAAGACACGUGCUCAUUUUAGUUGCAUUAACCGGAAAUAAUCAUUUCUAUAUAACAAUAUAAUAACAUACAUUAGUAUUGUUAUUAUUAUUAUUAUUAUUAUUAUAAGAUUAAUUAUUAUCGUCUACAUAAAACCAUAGUUGUGUAUAUAAUUUGUAUAAUAUAGGUUUGGACGACCAACUUGUCAAACACAUCAUGCCUCUCUCGUUCUCUCUCUCUCUUUCUCUCUCUCUCUGUGAGAGCUUCAGGCGAUUUCUGUUCAACUUUUUAUUUCUCUCUAUUUUGUGCGUUUUAUUUUACGAAACGUCCAUGGUAGUUUCAUAUAUAUCAUUAUAUUAGUAAAUCUAAUGUACAAAUUUUAAUCAGCUUCUCGUGUAUGAUAUUAAGUGCCACUUAUUAUAAUAACAUGUUCCUAAAAACACAAUAAUCCAUACGAGUGUGAUCAUGCGACUUAUAGUUGAUGUGUCUCGUAUUUAUGAUACAUUUAAAGCCAAAGUCUCGGUUUCGGAUGCACAAGCAAGUAUUUUUUGACCAGCGUUAUUUUAUAAGAAUUAAAUAUACAGCGCAUUUCUACCUAUGCACAUGUAGGUAUCACCUCCACAGUCGAAAAUCUUUUUAUGUGGCAUACUAUUGUAUAGUUGAAAUCGGAUCGGCAACAAUCAGUUGAAAACAUCCACAAAAAAUCAAUUUAUAUAUAACUGCUUACUCAUAUAUUAGGUAGAUACAUAAACAUAUGUACUACAUAAUACGUAUACAACACAUUUUAAUUACUUUGUUAUUUUAGCUAUAAAAUACAAAAUUAUGAGAUGUGUAUUAAAAUACAUUUCAUAAUAGCUUACUUACGCCAAAUAGUGUAACUUCUAUAGAAAUAAAAUAAAUACAAAUUAAUACUGUUAAUUUCCGAUGAUAACUUCGAUACUUUCAAGUUAGUUCGUACACAUUAUUUAAAUUAAAUUUUCAUCAAGCAUUUAUUAGGUGAAUAAAAUAAUGAUGCAUUGUGCAAAUCUAUAUAACUUUCAAAUUGUUUAUUAUUAUCCAAAAUACAAAGCAUAUUUAGUAAACUUUCGAUUGGUUUAACAAAAUGAUGAUAAAUGUAAUAUACGUGAAUUGAGUUCAAAGUAUUUAACACAAUUCAUUUAAAAUAAUGUCCACUUAACAAUUUUUAGUUUCACAGGUACGUAAAAUAUGAUUACCUGUCACAUCAUUGUAAAAGUGCUCUACGAGUUAAUCAUUUUGUGGCUUUAUGUUUUGAGUUAAGUCAACCGAUUUAAAUAAUUUCUAGGAAAAAUAUCUACUACAUACAUAAGCUUUUCAAGACUAAUUUGUUUUCAAAAAAAUUAAAUAAUACAUUUAUAUCAUUUAAAUACACGAUUGUUUUAAAGAUACCAUUUUUGACACUUUAGUUAAGUAAA